AUGGGGAAAGAGAAGGAGAGCAAGAGCAGCUACCAGCUGAAAGUGCCCAAGGGUACGAAGGACUGGGACGGCAAGGAUAUGGUCAUUCGCGACAAGAUCUUCAGCACCAUCACCGAAGUCUUCAAGCGUCACGGAGGAGUCACGAUCGAUACACCCGUUUUCGAGCUUAAAGAAAUCCUUGCCGGCAAGUAUGGCGAAGACAGCAAACUCAUCUACGAUCUCGCAGACCAGGGCGGCGAGCUCUGCUCAUUACGAUACGACCUCACAGUACCAUUUGCACGAUGGCUGGCCAUGAACUCAAGCGUGCAAAGCAUAAAGAGAUAUCACAUCGCAAAGGUAUAUCGAAGAGAUCAGCCCGCCAUGACCAAAGGCCGAAUGCGAGAAUUUUACCAGUGCGACUUCGAUAUUGCAGGAACCUACGACCUAAUGCUUCCCGACGCCGAGAUCAUCAAUAUUCAGGUGGAGGUCUUCGAGGCGCUAGGAUGGAGUGGACAGUACACAAUUAAAAUCAACCACCGCAAGAUCUUGGACGGCAUCUUCCAGGUCUGUGGUGUGCCGGAGGAGAAGAUUCGCACGAUUUCGUCAGCAGUCGACAAGCUUGACAAGUCACCGUGGUCAGAAGUCCGCAGAGAAAUGACGGAAGAGAAGGGUUUAGAUCCGGAGAUCGCGGAUCGGAUAGGAGAAUAUGUUGUGCUGAAGGGAGGCGAGGAGCUGCUGGCCAAGCUCCAAGCCGAUGCGAAGCUCUCCGCCAACGAGUCAGCUAAGAAGGGUCUGGAAGAUAUGGCAUUGCUCUUCGACUACCUCAAGAUCUACGAAUGCAUGGACAGGAUCUCAUUUGACAUGUCAUUAGCUCGAGGCCUUGACUACUACACUGGUGUCAUCUACGAGGUCGUCACCGAAGGCUCUGCACCUCAAACAUCCGAAGGCCAAGCAAUUAAGCAGCAAGGCAAGGGAGAAUCAAAGCCCAAGAAGGGAGCUUCAAACGUCGAUGGCGAGGAGGAUAGAUCGAAUGACCCUACUGUCGGCGUUGGAUCGGUCGCCGCAGGUGGCCGGUAUGAUAAUCUGGUCAACAUGUUCAGCGGCAAAGGCCAGAUUCCUUGCGUCGGUAUAUCUUUCGGUGUGGAGCGUAUCUUCAGCAUAACCAAGCAGAGACUCGCCCAAGAUGCUGCAUCAGCCCCAAUACGCACUAACGAGGUCGACGUAUACGUGAUGGCGUUCGGCAGUGGCCUUUUGAAGGAACGUAUGGCAGUUGCAAAGCGACUGUGGAAAGCUAGCAUCAAGGCAGAGUUCAGUUGGAAAGCCAAACCCAAACUGCCGCAGCAAUUCAAGGCUGCCGAGCAGAACGGCGUCCCUUUGGCAGUGAUUCUUGGCGAGGACGAACUCAAGGACAACAAAUGUAAGCUCAAGGUGAACGGCCUUCCAGAUGAUCACCCAGAGAAGAGCGGUGUGCUCAUCGACAUGGCCAACCUUGAGGAGGAAGUCACGCGGAAGAUUGCCGAGCUCAACGGCGCCGCGAAAAUUACGAACGGCGUGAGUGCUGUGUCUCUAUAGAAAUGAUGCGAUAGAUACCCGCUUACAAUUUGCAUGACUAGCCACG
This is a messenger RNA of Pseudocercospora fijiensis CIRAD86, 1597 nucleotides long. Its product is annotated as Hystidyl trna synthetase. The record is from RefSeq and is a predicted model, not a curated record. Gene Ontology annotation, biological process: mitochondrial translation. Bases 1 to 1551 code for a protein of 516 amino acids. The transcript is spliced from 2 exons. Gene Ontology annotation, cellular component: mitochondrion; cytoplasm. Lineage: Eukaryota; Fungi; Ascomycota; Dothideomycetes; Mycosphaerellales; Mycosphaerellaceae.